This is a messenger RNA of Schistosoma mattheei, 1326 nucleotides long. The record is from the annotation of a GenBank genome assembly. NCBI's taxonomy places the organism in Eukaryota, Metazoa, Platyhelminthes, Trematoda, Strigeidida, Schistosomatidae.
AUGAGUCUACUCGAUAGUUGGAAUUCACCUAAAUACGUUUUAGCACCUAUGGUUGAUGGCAGUGAACUUGCCUGGAGGAUGCUUGGUCGUAAAUAUGGAGUUCAACUAACUUUCACACCCAUGAUUAACUCGACUGCAUUUCUCAUUAACAUGAAAUACCGCCGGAGUUGCUUGCAGUUCGCCUCAGAAGACCGACCACUUAUUGUUCAAUUUUGUGCUAAUUCUCCAGAUACAUUUGUUAGGUGUGCUAAAUUGGUGCAGCCCUUUUGCGAUGCAGUCGACCUGAAUCUCGGUUGCCCUCAAGGAAUUGCUAGAAGAGGGCAUUAUGGUGCGUUUUUACAAGAUGAGUGGAAUUCUCUCAAGGAGAUAGUUAGCCGCGCUUCGUUAGAGCUUAAUGUUCCCGUCACCUGCAAAAUCCGAAUCUUUAGUGACGUUGAGCGAACUGUUCAGUAUGCAAAACUUCUCGAAGCUGCCGGGGCUUCUAUGCUUACAGUUCACGGACGCACCAGAGAAAUGAAGGGUCAAAAAACUGGACUUGCUGACUGGAAUCAAAUUAGGGCAGUAAAAGAAGCAGUAAAAAUACCUGUUAUUGCCAACGGAAAUAUUCAGUAUUUGUCAGAUGUUCAUCAGUGUUUGGACUCAACAAAAGCCGACGCAGUUAUGAGUGCAGAGGGUCAUCUUCACAACCCGGCCUUAUUCCUAGGAAUUCAACCAUGUAUCUAUGACAUGUGUUUUGAAUAUUUAGACUUUGUGGAAAAGUACCCAACAUCCAUGCAAAUCAUCAGAGGACAUAUCUUUAAACUAUGUCAUCACGCAUUGGACGAACACUCUGAAUAUCGUUCACUAAUUGGGUCUUCUCAAUCAACUAAGGUAAUGAAAGAAAUAUUACAAAAAAUGGCAAAUCACUGUUCAUCUUGUGUGCGAAACAGUUCUACUAAAUUACCCCAUCCUCACUGGUUAUGUCAACCUUAUGAGCGACCAAUUACAUUUUCGGAACAAGCGAAAGUUGAAAUCUCGAUGCAAGCAAUUAAUGGAUCGGAUUUUCACAGUGUUGACAGUGACGUAUCUGCUAAAAAAAUUAUGCUAAUGGAGCAAAGACGUAGUCGGAAAGCUUCAAAGAAAGAGGUUAAACUUGCUAAGAAAUUAGCAAUCGUUGAAGGAAAGCUCAUAUGUUUUAUUUGCAACAAGAAUCGGAAAAGUUUAAACUGUGCCAGAUCAGUUUGCCGCACAUGUUGUCAAAGUCAAAGUGAAUCAAAUUUGAAUUCAUUAACGAAUACUUUUUGUUCAUUCCAUCACUGUCAAAUAAAUAAUGCUAUAUUAGAUUAG